Messenger RNA from Morchella importuna, 2277 nucleotides. RefSeq lists its product as uncharacterized. Lineage: Eukaryota; Fungi; Ascomycota; Pezizomycetes; Pezizales; Morchellaceae. Bases 1 to 2277 code for a protein of 758 amino acids. The record is from RefSeq and is a predicted model, not a curated record. The transcript is spliced from 4 exons. Gene Ontology annotation, cellular component: nucleolus. Gene Ontology annotation, biological process: ribosomal large subunit export from nucleus; ribosomal large subunit biogenesis.
AUGGUCAAACGAAAGAGAGCCGGUCUUGUAAAGCUUAACAAUCUACCUAUGCUGCAGAAUCUCAUUCGCAGAGAUCCACCGUCAUAUCGCGAAGAAUUUAUUCUCCAAUACCGCCACUAUGAGUCCCAGCGCGAUAUUUUCAUGUCGCAACCCGACGGCAGCGAAUGCGCAACUUUCAUCGAGUUGAUUGGAUUCAUGUCGAAUGUUUGCAGUUCAUUCCCGGACCUUACGCAGAAUUUUCCCAGUGAUCUCGCAGGGCUGCUCAUUAAGGGCCAUAACGUGCUGAAUCCGGACUUGAGAGAGAAGCUUGUACAGAGUUUGGUUUUAUUGAGGAAUAAAGAUGUCAUCGCAUCGACUACGCUUCUGCAGACUUUGUUCCCGGUGCUAACCACUACUCAUUCGAAGGCCUUGAGGGCGCAAAUCUAUACCACCAUUGUGUCGGAUAUGAGAAAUGCGAACUCGAAGGCAAAGAACCAUAAACUUAAUAAGACGGUGCAGACUGUUCUAUUUGGACUCGUAGAGGCAGGAAAGGAUGAUCGCAUGUCGACACAGGGACUCUGGGCUGUCAAGUUGACGAGAGAGCUGUGGAAGCGCCGUGUAUGGGACGAUGCCAGAGCUGUUGAGAUCAUGAAGGAGGCUUCGUUGAGUACAAAUCCCAAAGUCAUGGGCGGGAGUGUUAGAUUCUUCCUCGGUGUCGACCAGGAAAUGGAAGAAGCGGAAGAGAGUGAUGAUGACAACGUUCCAGAUCUCGCUCAAGUAAAGCAUCAAGCGGGCAUUAACAAGAAGACAAAUAAGAAGAAAAGGAAGGUUGAUAAAGCUUAUGCGACGAUCAAGAAGAAAGAAAAGAAUAAAAAUAAACCUCAUCCAUUGAACUUCUCUGCCCUACACCUUCUCCAUGACCCACAAGGCUUCGCUGAAAACCUUUUCUCAAAGCACCUAUCUCGCUCUAGUGCGAAGCUUACUAUCGAGCAAAAACUCCUUGUGCUGCAGCUCGUGUCCCGUUUGAUCGGUCUGCACAAAUUGAGUGUUUUGGGCAUAUACUCAUACUUACUUAAGUAUCUGAGCCCACGACAGCAGGAUGUAACACAGUUCCUUGCAUGUACUGCGCAAGCGUCUCACGACCUCGUGCCGCCAGAUGUCUUGGAGCCCAUUAUUAAGAAGAUUGCCGAUGAGUUUGUAUCCGAGGGUGUAGCAUCAGAGGUUGCGACUGCUGGUCUUAACGGUAUCCGUGAAAUCUGUGCCCGUGCCCCCUUAGCGAUGAAUGCAACACUUCUACAAGAUUUGUCAGAAUACAAGGGCUCUAAGGAUAAAGGUGUGAUGAUGGCUGCUAGAGGUCUUAUCGGACUAUAUCGCGAGAUUGCACCGGAGAUGCUUAAGAAGAAGGAUAGAGGAAAGACCGCAUCAAUGGGCAUGAAGGAUCGAGAAACGCUUAGAUUUGGUGUUGAGAAAGAGGGUGAAAUUGAAGGCUUGGAACUACUCGAACAGUGGAAAGAAGAGCAGAGAGCUCUCAGGAGGGCAGAAAAGGCCCUGGCUAGCGAUGAUGAAGCAGAAGAAGAAGAAGAGGAAGAGGACAAUUGGGACCAGUGGGAGGUUGAGGAAGAAGACAGUGACGAUGACGGCACGGGCUGGAUCAACGUCGACAGUGAUAAAGAGAUCGAGAUUAGCGACUCAGAAGAUGAGAGCGAGGAGAAGCCCCGCAAAAAGACAAAGAAGGCUGAUGAAGAAGUGACAAAAAAAGGGGAGAAGAAAGAGGUAGAGGAGGGAGAGGGAGAGGGUAAUGAUUCUGAAACUCCUAAAGACCGGCCUAUCGAGGAAAAGGUCAAUGAACUGGAGAAGAAGCUUUCAAACCUUGCAACAACCCGCAUUCUUACCCCCGCCGACUUUGCAAAACUUGCCGAACUGCGUGCCCAGGCAGGUAUGGAUAAACUCCUCGGAAACGAUAAAAAGAGCAAGCACGCAAGCCGUACAGGCAUUACCAACGAAGAUGCCGUCGAUGUACUCGAUAUUCAAGGCCCUGCAAAGCGUGGUAAAGCAGAUAAGGAAGCGCGUCUUGCAGCCGCUGCGGAGGGCAGAGAAGGCCGUGAAAAGUUCGGAUCGAAGAAGUCUAAACAUAAUGAGAAGGAGCACAGUACGACGAACAAGGAGAAGGCGAGAAAGAAGAAUUUCUUGAUGACGGUGAGAAAGGCCAAAGGAAAGCAGAAGAGGAGUUUAGUGGAGAAACAAAGAGUGUUGAGGGCACAUGUGGAGAAGCAGAAGAAGCAGAAGAGAAAGCAUUAG